Molecule: messenger RNA, 2558 nt
Organism: Macrobrachium nipponense
Lineage: Eukaryota; Metazoa; Arthropoda; Malacostraca; Decapoda; Palaemonidae
Product: ribosome biogenesis protein bop1-A-like
Biological process (GO): ribosome biogenesis; maturation of LSU-rRNA from tricistronic rRNA transcript (SSU-rRNA, 5.8S rRNA, LSU-rRNA)
Cellular component (GO): PeBoW complex; preribosome, large subunit precursor
Molecular function (GO): protein binding; ribonucleoprotein complex binding
Source: RefSeq, a predicted model, not a curated record
AUGGCACGAACGACACCGGGGUCUGGACAGCAGCUGAUGGGGUCACCAUCGCUACGUGCUGCGUGUAGACCAAGUGGGAAGGAGCGGCUUACCCAGGCAUCGAUACCGUUGUUGUUGUUGACGUCACCGGGCCAUGAGUCACUGGUGCAGCCAGGUAGUACAGCAGACCCUGAAUGCUUGGCAUGCCCGAAAGCCCCAAUGAGUGCCAGACCUGCCCAAGGUGUGACUGAGGCAGUCACACCUGAGGAGGCAAAGGUCGGGUUUAAGAAUGACCUUAAAGAUACAGUCACAGACUUAAUACAAAUUAGUUGCCUUAUAGAUAUUUUCUUUGUAUAUGUUGAUUAUUUAACAACAUUAGAUAAUGAAGGUGAUUCUUCUGACUCUGAGUAUGAAGACAUUGAGGAAGAUGAUGAACAAGAUAUCAGGAAGGGACAAACUGAACAGAAUUCUAAACCAAAGGUUAAUGGCAUUGCACCCAGUAUGAAUGACAGCAAUCAGGACUCUGAAGAAGAUGAAGAUGAUGAAUCAGAUGAGAGUGAAUCAGAGGAAGAAGAGGAUGAUGGUGUCGAUAGCCUCGCUGAAGACUCUGACAGCUCUGAUGAGAAGAAAGUGAAAGCAAAGAGAAAGAAAGUGAAACCCCAAAUACCAGAUGAAUAUGAAUAUGAUUCAUCUGGAGAGGACCUUCGAAAUACUAUUGGUAACAUACCCAUAAAUUGGUAUGAUGACUAUCCUCAUCUUGGAUAUGAUUUAGAUGGUAAACCCAUUCUUAAACCAGACCAAGGGGAUGCUUUAGAUAAAUUCCUCAACAAAUUAGAAAACCCAGAUUUUAAUCGUACUGUGUUUGACAAACUGACAGGACAAGAAGUUCGACUGAGUGAUGGAGAUCUUGAUAUAGUCAAACGUAUUAUGGGUCGUAGAGUACCUGACAAGAACUUUGAAAUGUAUCCCAAAUUUCUUGAUUUAUUCUCACAUGAAGUCAUGGAGAUGCCUUUGUCAGGGCGGCCUGAGCAUAAAAGAUCAUUUAUUCCUUCAAGAGCUGAAGCUGCUUAUGUAGCUCGAAGAGCAUUACUCAUCAGGAGAGGACUCAUUACUUAUAAUAAGGAGAAGAAAGAAAAAAAGGAUGACUUCAGUUAUGACCUGUGGCAUGAUGAAGGCACGAAAAUGAGAGGUGUCUACAAUCACAUGCCUGCACCAAAAAGGAAGUUACCAGGCCAUGGUGAAUCCUACCACCCACCUCCAGAAUACCUCCCAACCCAUCCAAAGCUGCUAAAGGAAAGAACAUUUUCAUGUCUUCGUCAUGUUCCUGCUUACAAACGAUACAUUCAAGAACAAUGGGAUAGAUGUCUUAAUCUUUAUUUAGCUCCUCGCCGUAGAACCAUGAGAAUUCAAGCCAGCUCCACUGAUCUCAUACCAUUAUUACCAAAACCUCAAGAUCUUCGGCCAUUCCCCACUCAAGAAGCUAUUGUGUUUACUGGUCAUAAAUCUAUCAUAAGAACCAUUGCUGUCCAUCCUCUUGGCAAGUACUUAGCAUCUGGCUCAGAUGAUCACACUGUUAAAAUAUGGGAAGUGAGCACAGGUCGCUGUCUGAGAAGUUUUGAUGUAGAAGGAGCUGUGAAACAUGUGUCAUGGAACCCAAGCAACAAACUAUUUUUGUUAGGUAUUGUGUUUGAGAAAAAUGUGGUCUUCUUAAACCCAGAAACUUACCUUGUGGACAAAGUGGUUGUUAAUCAAACAAACCAGAUUUUCAAAUAUGAACCUGAUCAAGGAGACUACAUUCGGCCUCAACGUGUGAUGUCAGCUGUUAAGUGGAGGACUGCCUCUGCUGAUGAAUGGGCCAAAGGUUACAGAAUUAUAGUGGAGCAUUUCAGAUUUGUCAAACAGAUUGUAUGGCACAAACAGGGUGACUAUUUUGCAACUGUUAUUCCUGAAGGUGAUCAUCGUUCUGUACUAAUGCAUCAGCUUAGCCGUUGGAGAUCACAGGUUCCUUUCAACAAAUGUAAGGGGCGUGUUCAGACAGUUGCUUUCCAUCCAAAACUUCCAUUUUUAUAUGUUGUGACCCAGAGCCACAUACGUGUGUACAAUCUUUUGAAGCAACAAAUGACAAAGAAAGUUCAGGCAAAUUGUAGGUGGAUAUCCUCAAUAGCUGUGCACCCAGGUGGAGAACACUUCUUGAUUGGAGGAUAUGACCGCAAGAUGAACUGGUUUGAAAUGGAAUGCACAAGGAGGCCUCAUGCCCUGAGAUAUCACAAAUCAGCUAUCCGAAGUGUUGCUUUUCACCGAAAAUAUCCCCUCUUUGCUUCUGCUGCUGAUGAAGGAAGGGUAGUGGUGUCUCAUGGAAUGGUCUACAAUGAUUGGAUAAAGGAUCCCCUGUUAGUACCACUGAAGGAGUUGAAAGGUCAUCGAUUCUUUGAUGGUCUAUAUGUACUCGACGUAGCAUGGCACCCAUAUGAACCAUAUAUUUUCACAGCUGGUGCUGAUGCAACAAUAAGAUUAUGGCAUUAAGAAAAUUUAUCAUUAAUUGUAAAUGUUAUUUUCAGUAUACUGAAUUUUACUGUAAA